AUGGCCGGCCCGGUGCGGGGGGCAGGGCCCGGGGCUCUGGACCUGCUUCGGGCUCUGCCUCGUGUGAGCCUGGCUAACUUGAGGCCGAACCCGGGCUCCAGGAAACCGGAAAGACGACGAAGAGGUCAGAGAAGAGGUAGGAAGUGUGGCAGGGGCCACAAGGGAGAACGUCAGAGAGGAACCCGGCCCCGGCUGGGCUUUGAAGGAGGCCAGACUCCAUUUUACCUUCGAAUCCCAAAAUACGGGUUUAAUGAAGGACACAGCUUCAGACGCCAGUAUCAGCCUUUGAGUCUCAACAGGCUUCAGUACCUGAUUGACUUGGGCCGUGUUGAUCCCACACAACCUAUUGACUUAACCCAGCUGGUCAAUGGGCGAGGUGUUACCAUCCAGCCAUCUAAAAGGGACUAUGGAGUCCAGCUGGUAGAGGAGGGCGCUGACACCUUUAAGGCAAAAGUUAACAUCGAAGUUCAGCUGGCUUCUGAGCUGGCCAUCGCCGCCAUCGAGAAGAAUGGGGGUGUCGUCACGACCGCCUUCUACGACCCGAGAAGCCUGGAAAUUCUGUGCAAACCCAUCCCAUUCUUUCUCCGUGGGCAACCCAUUCCCAAGCGGAUGCUCCCCCCCGAGGCACUCGUGCCCUACUACACUGAUGCGAGAAACCGAGGCUACCUGGCGGAUCCCGCCGGAUUUCCUGUAGCAAGACUGGAGCUCGCCAGGAAGUACGGUUAUAUUUUACCCGACAUCACUAAAGACGAACUCUUCAAAAUGCUCAGUGCUCGGAAGGAUCCACGGCAGAUUUUCUUUGGUCUGGCUCCAGGGUGGGUGGUGAACAUGGCAGACAAGAAGAUUCUGAAACCCACGCAUGAGAAGCUGCUUGAGUACUACCGCUCCUGA
This is a messenger RNA of Rangifer tarandus platyrhynchus (Svalbard reindeer), 891 nucleotides long. The record is from the annotation of a GenBank genome assembly. Lineage: Eukaryota; Metazoa; Chordata; Mammalia; Artiodactyla; Cervidae.